AUGGAAGACAGAGCUGGCACCUGGGCACAUCUGUACCUUGAUCAAUUGGGGUCACAUUGGGCUGUCAUCCAGAACAUGGAUGACUUCAAAAGGGAAUUCCUUGUGGCAUUUGGAGAUCCAGAUGUUACCAGGGCAGCAGAGCAUAAAAUCACAAUGCUCACUCAAACUGGCACAUGUGCCAAGUACAUUACCAAGUUCUGCACCCUGGCAACAGAAUUAGACUGGAACAACAUGGCCCUCCAUGGGCAAUUCUCCCAAGGCCUCCAUUGGGAGAACACAGCUCUCAUUAUUGACAAUGCCCUCUGUGAGGAGCAUGCCAGCCACCUGCCAAAGGGUAAUAAGCCUGGUAGCUCCACCACUACCCCCAAUAGGGGGGCAAGUACCAGCCAACAGGCCACAAGAAGUGGUCCUUUCUCCUCUGAUCCCAAUUUUGUAUCAGAGGAAGAACAAAACCAGCACCAUGUGGAAGGCACCUGUAUCAAAUGUGGGAAAAUGGGCUGCAAGUUUGUGGAAUGCCACACAGGAUGGAAGGCAACCCCUAAGGAGGAUAAGCGGAAGCCUAAGGAAACUGCCAAGAUAGAUAGACAAGUCAACCACUUAGAAGUCCUGAUAGAUUCAGGUGCCACCUCAUCAUUCCUACACCCCUGCACAGCAGAAGCACUCUGCCUACCCCUAAUAGACCUCCCUGAACCCUGUACUGCAACUAUGCUCACUAGGUUGAGCCCCAAGGCUGGCAAAAUCUGGAAAAAGGCAAACAUGACCUUUUCCUUUGAUGGCAAACAGAUGACAGAGACCUUCCUCAUUUGUAACACAGGAUCACAUGCAGCCAUCUUGGGACUAAAAUGCCAACAGAUACUGUCAAUUCCCCAUUCCCCACUGGAACAUGUUGCUAUUGCCAAAGAAGAGGAAGCAGACCCCAACCCUCUUGAAGGAGUACCUCCCAAAUACCAUCAGUACACCAAGGUGUUUGGUGAGGAAGAAUUCCACAAACUUCCCCCUCAUCAACAUUACAACAUUGGAAUAGAGCUCAUGGAAGAGGGUCCCCUUAAUAGCCCUCUCUACAGUAUGACAGAUGUGGAAUCUGCUACCCUGAAGAACUGGCUCAGGGAUAAACUCAAGUCUGGGAAGAUCCACCCCAGUAAAUUGUCUAUCAGCUCCCCUGUCAUGUUCAUACCCAAAAAGGAUGGCUCCCAUUAA
Rhizoctonia solani is the source of this 1197-nucleotide messenger RNA. RefSeq names its product Retrotransposable element Tf2 protein. The coding region runs from base 1 to 1197 and encodes 398 amino acids. The record is from RefSeq and is a predicted model, not a curated record. The transcript is spliced from 4 exons. Lineage: Eukaryota; Fungi; Basidiomycota; Agaricomycetes; Cantharellales; Ceratobasidiaceae.